This is a messenger RNA of Alligator sinensis (Chinese alligator), 1624 nucleotides long. Its product is annotated as zona pellucida sperm-binding protein 3-like. The record is from RefSeq and is a predicted model, not a curated record. The transcript is spliced from 12 exons. Gene Ontology annotation, biological process: binding of sperm to zona pellucida; egg coat formation; positive regulation of acrosome reaction. Lineage: Eukaryota; Metazoa; Chordata; Crocodylia; Alligatoridae. Gene Ontology annotation, cellular component: extracellular matrix. The coding region runs from base 101 to 1588 and encodes 495 amino acids. Gene Ontology annotation, molecular function: acrosin binding.
GGUUUGGUUGGGUUUGUGGGUGCUCCUGGUUUGGCCCCGUAGCUAUGGGGCUCCUGCUCCUCCACGUGCCCCGGUAGCAGUGCAUUGCGGACCGGGGCGCAUGGUGGUAUCGGUGUCUCCAGACCUCUUGGGCCAGGGAAGACCUGUGCGCCCCAUGGAGCUGGGGCUGGGGGGCUGUUCCCCCACGGGGCUGGGGGCUGUGGUGCGCUUCGAGGUGGAGCUGCAUGAGUGCGGCAGCACCUUGGAGGUGACUUCAGAUAGCCUCAUCUACAAGACCAGCCUUGUCUACCACCCUGCCCCUGCCCCUGUGAUGCGGAGUCGGCCCCUGGUUGUGCCCAUUGAGUGCCGCUACCCCAGGCAGGGCCAUGUCGGGGGCAAGGCCAUCCAGCCCACGUGGCUGCCCUUUGCGGGGUCAGCAUUGGCACACGCCCGGAUGGGGUUCGGCCUCCGCUUGAUGGAUGAUGACUGGCGUGGGGAGCGGCCCUCCAAGCUCCUUCGGUUGGGGGACAUCCUGCACUUGCAAGCCGAGCUCCAUGCGAAGAAUCACGGCCCCCUACGAGUCCUCGUCGAUGCCUGCGAGGCCACGGCCCAUGGGGAUGGGACUUCAGGUCCUCGUCACACGCUCGUUGCCCACAAUGGGUGCCUGGUUGAUGGCCGCUUGGAUGGGGCCUCCUCAGCCUUCCUGGCCCCGCGGCCACGUCCGGAUGUCCUGCGCUUCACUCUAGAUGCCUUCCGCUUUGCCGGGGACACGGGAGACUCGAUCUACAUCUCCUGCCGUCUGAAGGUGAUGGAAGCUGUCCGGGCACCAGACCCUUGGAACAAAGCUUGUUCCUUCAACAAGGCCAGCAGGAGCUGGAUCCCAGUCGAAGGCCACCCUGAGAUCUGCAGAUGCUGUGAAGCUGGAACCUGCUUGCCGUCCAGAGGAGACGCGGAUGAGUUAGGCUCCAGGCACUGGCCUCCAGCCCCAGAUGACCAGAGGAGUGCAGUAGUUCUACCGACAGAGCUCCCAGGAAGCCAAGUCCGUGCCAUUAUCGGCCCCCUCCUCCUCCAAACUGGGGAUGGAGACGAAAGCUCCAGGCAUCUUGCUGAAGGACCUGGUGAAGUGGAGGAAAUACUAGCUGAAGGGCUGCUGCUAGUGACCCCAUCAAGAGCUGUUAUGUCAACCAGCGCCCUGUUCCUUCAGGCAGGCGAGGGAUCUGCUGACCUUCCAGAAGAAGCAAGCACAGAACCUGCUCCAAUGACGGUCUCGACAGCAUACACCCUGCAUGGACAGUCCAAUGCAGAGGAGAUGUCUGGUGAUGGCACUGAGGAAGCCACCAAGACCACAACAGAUAAGAGCCCCGAGUUUGCAUUUCAAGCAGAGGUGUUCUCUGAUCUCCAUCACCUUCUGGAGAGAGAUGGAGAACCUACCGAUGAUAUCCUGGAAAACCGAAUGGAGGCUGCACCGAUGGCAGCACAAGGUGAUGAAGAAACACAAGAAUACAUGCUGGGGCCUGCCUUGUUGGGCACUGCUUUAUUCCUAGUCCUCACUACUCUGGGAAUCCUCAUCUUGGUCAGAAGGUUUGGGGGCUCUGUUCUCUGCCUUUGAGUGUGAUGGCAAUAAAAAUGACAGGGAGGAAAUGGA